Messenger RNA from Girardinichthys multiradiatus, 3808 nucleotides. It is a transcript of the gene mocs1, whose product is annotated as molybdenum cofactor synthesis 1. The transcript is spliced from 11 exons. The coding region runs from base 85 to 2271 and encodes 728 amino acids. Gene Ontology annotation, molecular function: 4 iron, 4 sulfur cluster binding; cyclic pyranopterin monophosphate synthase activity; metal ion binding. Gene Ontology annotation, biological process: Mo-molybdopterin cofactor biosynthetic process. NCBI's taxonomy places the organism in Eukaryota, Metazoa, Chordata, Actinopteri, Cyprinodontiformes, Goodeidae. The record is from RefSeq and is a predicted model, not a curated record.
UGUUGUUCGGGUGAACUGACAUGUUUCUGGCCGAGAACGGCUCACACCCAGCGGGUCUCCGAGCUGUCAGAAAACCACAAUAUCAUGGCUGCUGGAACCUUUAUCUGCUGCAGUUUGAGAAGUGCCAGAAGACUCUUCGCUCGGUGCCACAACAGGGGGGUCCAGCGGAUGUUUUCCAGCGCUACGCACCAGGAAAAUGAGAUUGAACUCCGAGAUCCCACAUUGACUACUGCAAACUUCCAGAGCAGAACCAGACUGGAGAGGUUAACAGAUGAGAACGUCGUCCCAUUUUCUGCCUUCUUGACCGACAGCUUUGGCCGCAGACAUAACUACCUGCGCAUCUCCCUGACUGAGAAAUGCAACCUUCGCUGUCAGUAUUGCAUGCCAGAGGAGGGUGUGACGCUCACGCCGCGGGGCCAGCUGCUCUCCACCUCAGAGGUUCUGACCCUGGCUCGGCUCUUUGUCCGAGAGGGAGUGGAUAAAAUCCGCCUCACUGGAGGGGAGCCCCUCAUCAGACCUGAUGUUCUGGAUAUCAUUGCUGAACUGAAGAAGCUGGAGGACCUGAAAACUGUUGCAGUUACAACCAACGGCAUGAACCUGUCCAAACUUCUGCCAAAGCUGAGAGAAGCCGGUCUGGACUUGAUUAACAUCAGCCUCGACUCAUUGGUUUCAGCUAAAUUUGAGUUUAUAGUCAGACGAAAAGGUUUUCAUAAAGUUAUGGAGAGCAUUGAUAAGGCAGUUGAAUUGGGCUACAAUCCAGUCAAGAUCAACUGUGUGGUGAUGAGGGGCCUGAAUGAGGAUGAGCUGUUAGAUUUUGUGCAGUUCACAGAAAAAAAGCCUGUGGAGGUGCGCUUCAUUGAAUACAUGCCCUUCGAUGGAAACAAGUGGAACUUCAAGAAGAUGGUGAGCUACCAGGAGAUGCUGGACCAGAUCAGGCAACAGUGGCCCAAUCUGGAAAGGCUUGAGGCUGGACCUGCUGACACCGCCAAGACGUUUAAAGUUCCAGGUUUCAAAGGUCAGAUGGGCUUCAUCACCUCCAUGUCCGACCACUUCUGCGGCUCCUGUAAUCGUUUGCGGAUCACUGCAGAUGGAAAUCUCAAGGUGUGUUUGUUCGGUAACUCGGAAGUUUCCCUCAGAGACGUUCUCCGUUCUGGAGCAUCUGAUGAGGAGCUGCUACAAAUUAUUGGAGCUGCCGUGGGCAGGAAGAAGAAACAACAUGCAGGGAUGUUCAGUAUCUCUCAGAUGAAGAACAGACCUAUGAUCCUUAUUGACAUGUCUGGGGUGUGUCGCUCAAGGCCAAAAAACCAACAGAGGGCUUCAUUCAUCGUCGCUGAGCUAAAAAGUGGCCCGUUCCUUUCUCUGACUGUGUCUCUUGAUGCACAUUUUUCUAGCAUCUGGAGAUUCCUGAACAGACAGGAGGUUCUGUGCCUUCCAGGCUGCAAUGCUUCAACACAAACAGCCUUUUGUUGCUGCUUUAGGACCUCAGCGAGUGGCGGUUCACUCAUUAAGACCCAUAACGGCAAAGAAAAGUGCCACGAUGUGAUUUUCACCAGCUGUCACACUAAGACGGCAAGUUUUCAAAAACGCACAAAUAUGAACUUCAUAAAUGAAGACUGCCUCAGGUAUGUGCAAGCAAGUGUUCCUAAUAACCCGAGGAGCCGGUUCCUUUCUGCUUUUUGCACACUAAACGCCAAACUGAAUCAGAAAGAUCAAAGUGUCAGGAUGUUUCACAGUCAAAGUUCUGUUGAAGACCACACACAUCAGACCCCAUCAGCAUUAGACAGCCCCAGUAACGCUAAAGCCCAGCUGACACACAUAGACGCCCAGGGCCAAGCCACCAUGGUGGACGUUGGGGGAAAACUUCCCACGCCUAGAACAGCCACAGCCGGUGCCACCAUCAUCCUGGGCACCGUUGCUUUCCGCCUUCUUCGGGACAACCAGCUGGCAAAAGGUGACGCCUUAACUGUGGCUCAGCUUGCUGGCAUCAUGGCAUCAAAGCAGACCUCGUCCCUCAUUCCGCUCUGCCACCCGCUCCCGCUGGACCACACCUCCCUCACCUUUCAGCUGGACGAGCCCCACUGCUCAGUUAUUAUCACUGCGACCUGCCGCACUACGGGAAGGACCGGGGUGGAGAUGGAGGCGUUGACGGCCGCCUCCGUGGCGGCGCUCACAGUCUACGACAUGUGCAAGGCCGUGAGCCACGACAUUGUCAUCUCAGAUGUGAAACUGCUAAUCAAGACUGGUGGGAAGAGAGACUUUCACCGUCAAUAAACACAGGAAACUGAACUGGAAGCAAGAUGAAGAAGGUCCUUUUCUGCAAACCCAAAUGUGUGCCAUUAAGCAGGGUUCCUACACAUUUCCAUUACAAAAUCCCAUACUUUUCAGGAAUCAGAUUACUAGAUUUUUCUGUAUUGUUUUAGAAGAUUCUGGAUAUUUAAUUACAAAGUGUUGACUCUAACCUGCUUGAGUAGUAGUUGGGUCUUACGAUCUUUAGGCUGGAACUAGCUUCAGAUUUUUAAGUAUGUUAUUGGAUCAAAAUCCUAUAUGACUUGUUGGCAUCUUAAUUACCUCAGAUCUGCUCCAUUUCAAAAUCAGUAGCUCUUUUGCCAAGAACUAAAUGGAAAGUCUAAGACUAUUUAUGGAUUCUUGAUAGCACAGUUGGUGAACUCUGGUACCUUUUGGUGAAAUUCCUAAAAAAAACAUAGUUUUGUGUUUUGUUUGGAAUUUUAGAUCAACUUUAAGAACCCCGUGUUCAGUUGGAGCCGAAACAAGUAGCAAAAAUGCUCGUUUUUUAUUCACGAACGGAAGAAUCAAGGUGUGGCAAAUAAACAGAGAAGAAUUUUGACCAGAUCAAUGUAAAACCACUCCCUUACUGAUUAUUAUUAGACUUUUGUCUUGUAGAAAUUAUAGAAAGAAUGUCUGGAAAAUCAAAUGUUUUUCAUUACUCGGUUUUCUUUUUUCUAUACUUAUCCUGGAAAGUUAUUUAAAGACUUUUCCAAACUGUGUAGGAACCCUGAUUAAGGCUCUCUAAAAGCUCCCACUAUCGUAAUUUAAUUUGAUUGUAGUCUGACCUUUACUAUGCUUGAAGAUCAAUUAGUUAUUCAAAUCAUUUUAAGAAAACGGUGUUAACUCUGCCUUUAAUUCAUGUUUUGUAAAAACUAUUAGUGUCUCAUUGUUUUCUGUUGGUCUGUAGAUGUUACAAGCAUAUUAAAAUGUGUUUCUCAUUUAAAAACAAACUGGGCAUUACUGAUGUUUGCGUUCUGAAUGUAUUUCAUUAUCUUAAAUUGACUUUGAAGGUGUGCCUGUCUCAUGUUUCACACCUCAUCUCAUGUACAUUGUUGUACCCAACAUCAUCAAUGAAUGCCUUUUAUAUAAAGUUAUUUAGUUAAAUGCAAUCUAGCUUCUUCCUAUAGAAUGUGUUGGUCUCAUUUUAUGAGGUUUAUUUUUGCAUUUUUAUACUUCACAAGAUGUCUUUAGUCUACUUUGUAUAUUAGAUGAAUUCUACACAACACAAUGAUAAUCCUCACUGCUGAAAUGGUCUGAGCGUUAGUUUCUUUUGUCAUGGUAAAUCGUCGUAUUCAGUCGGAUUCCUUAUAGUUUUUACAUUAAAAAAAAAAAAAAUUUCAGACCAUGAGUUACUGGUGAGUUGUUUGGAAUUUACAGCAGACUAUUUUAGUUUUAUAGAAUUUAUUCUACAGAUUUUUCUAUGAAAUGGUCCUUUUGUUCACUGAAAUAUGAUUUCACUGAAUUUGGAUUAAGAACAUGUUUUCAUGUGAAAAAGUAAAAUAAACUGGACAGCUGGACUGGA